UAUCGGCUCACAGCGAACCGACGAAAGCAUAUCCUCUUCCUCCCCUGUCCUUCAGAAGAACAGAACCAACCCUUUCUCUACCGCGCGCGCGCAAUGGCCUCUGCGUUAAGACAGCUCCUCAGUCUCCGGCGCUCCGGCGCCCAGGCAGAGGCACAUCAGUUCCCUCUUCUCCAGCCCAAGCGCCUUUCUCGGUCCAGCCUCACCGUUGCCGUGGAUCGGGACGCUUGCGUCCGCCGCUUUUCCAAGCUUUCCUAUGGACGUAGGAACUGGUAUUCCAUGAUAGCCGAGGCCUCUCCGGAGAGCGAUGGCAUAGUGCCUUCCAGCGAAGAUGAUGACGGCGUCUCUCUGGGCACCAUGAAACUGCCUCCGGACACCGAUCUCCCGAGAUUCGAAACCUUGCUUUUCCAGUGGGCCAACAGUCUAUGCCAAGGAGCAAAUCUGCCUCUCCCUAUGCCCCUGAAGGUAGACAAGAUACCAGGUGGAGCAAGAUUAGGCUUUAUUACGAUCGGUGACGGGGAGACUGAGGUUUUAGUGUACAUAGAUUGCCUGGUGUUCCCCCCGACCGAAGGUUCAGUUCCCAUCUUCCGAGCGAUCAGGAACGGACCGCUGAAAGAUCAGCCUCCGCCUGGCGAGCCCCGAAUCAUGAGAAGCCUUCUUGGAGCUCUUAAAAAGUCGGUGGAAAUCGCCAGAUUAUGAUGAGACUGUCUCGCUAUGCAGAGUUGUAGAAUCACGUCCGUUUCUUUUCUUUCCUUUUUGUAUAUUAUUAAAGAGCUCGUUCGGUUGAUUUUAGAGUUGGGAAGUACAUCAAUGCUUGCCCUCUCUGGUCUGCUCAAACAAUCCCAAUCGCUGUGGCGCUGAUUCUUUCAAGAACAUUUGAAAAGGUAAAAUGGUGUCUUUUAACUA
Messenger RNA from Punica granatum (pomegranate), 903 nucleotides. Lineage: Eukaryota; Viridiplantae; Streptophyta; Magnoliopsida; Myrtales; Lythraceae. The record is from RefSeq and is a predicted model, not a curated record.